Molecule: messenger RNA, 1940 nt
Organism: Ornithodoros turicata
Lineage: Eukaryota; Metazoa; Arthropoda; Arachnida; Ixodida; Argasidae
Gene: Hacl
Product: 2-hydroxyacyl-CoA lyase 1-like
Exons: 18
Coding region: 156-1871 (571 amino acids)
Biological process (GO): fatty acid alpha-oxidation
Cellular component (GO): peroxisome
Molecular function (GO): thiamine pyrophosphate binding; catalytic activity; magnesium ion binding
Source: RefSeq, a predicted model, not a curated record
CAGCGCUGGCUUGUCUUGUUGUGACCGGUUUUCAAAGGUUUUGGCUGCUUUCGGUUUUCGGUGGUUCACGUGCGGUGGUUGAAGUUGAAGUCAUUCUCGGUACAGGUGCACUCGAAAGUUUUCGAUAUUUAAAUUGGGUGCAAAGCGCACUAAGAAUGGCGUCGAAAGCGAUUGAUGGAGCUAAAGUACUUGUGGAGGCACUCCGUAAACAAGGAGUGCAGUUCAUCUUUGGAGUGGUGGGUGUUCCAGUGUUUGAAGUAGCACUUGCGGCUCAGCAGGCUGGCAUAAAGUUUAUUGGAAUGAGGAAUGAACAAGCGGCAUGCUAUGCAGCGGGUGCCAUGGGAUACCUUACAAAGAGACCUGGUGUGUGCCUCGUUGUAUCCGGUCCAGGCCUGAUCCAUGCAUUGGGUGGAUUAGCAAAUGCACAGCUAAAUGGAUGGCCUCUCUUGCUCGUAGGUGGCUCUUGUGACCAGGGUGUCGAAGGUCUGGGUGCCUUCCAGGAAUUUCCUCAGGUGCAGGCAUGCCGCAACUACACCAAAUAUGCGUGUCGUCCCAGUUCAAUUGGACUCAUCCCUAUGCAUGUGGAGAAGGCAGUACGCACAAGCUUGUAUGGACGUCCAGGGGCUACCUACCUUGACCUUCCAGGAGACAUGAUUACGGGAAAGGUUCCCGCAGAGAGCGUGAGGGAUGCACCCCUGUGUCCAGAUCCUCCAAAAGUCUUUGCAGACCAACGCCUUGUCACUGAAGCUGUGCAGCUUUUGAAGACUGCUCAGAAGCCUUUAGUCAUUGUUGGAAAAGGAGCUGCAUAUGGACGAGCAGAACGAAGCGUGCGAACAUUCCUGGAGCACACUGGUCUUCCCUUCUUGCCCACUCCCAUGGGAAAAGGGUUACUUCCGGAUGACCAUCCUCAGUGCAUUGCCCCUGCUCGAUCAAAGGCAUUGCAAGAUGCAGAUGUUAUCUUGCUGCUCGGAGCACGCCUUAAUUGGAUGUUACAUUUUGGUCAGCCUCCAAGGUUUAACCCCAACGUUAACAUUAUCCAGGUGGAGCUUCUCCAGGAAGAGUUGCAUAGCAGUGUUCAGUCCAAGGUUGCCCUCGCAGGGGAUGUGGAUGCUGUAGCUCAGCAGCUUACAAUGGAGCAUGAGAAAUCACCUUGGCGGUAUCCUGAGGACACACCAUGGUGGAAGAUGCUCAAACAGAAAAUGUCGGCUAAUGCUAAGGCUGUGCAGGAACUGUCAGCUUCGAAUGCUAUUCCCAUGAAUUACCAUGUAGCCUACAAGCAGAUAGUUGACUUGACUCCAAAAGAUUGCAUCAUAGUAAAUGAAGGUGCAAACACCAUGGACAUCGGGAGGACAAUGCUGCCAAAUUACCUCCCAAGGCACAGGCUAGAUGCUGGCACAUUUGGCACAAUGGGAGUUGGAGUCGGAUUUGCUAUAGCAGCUGCACUCUGGUGUCAGGAACAUGCUCCGGGGAAGAGGGUGCUGUGCAUUCAAGGUGACUCUGCUUUUGGUUUUUCUGCCAUGGAGAUGGAGACAGUGGCAAGGUACAAGCUUCCCAUCAUCGUAAUUGUCUUCAAUAAUGACGGUAUUUACAAUGGCUUUGGAAAGGAGACCUGGCAGUCACUCUUAGAGUGUGGAGAACAUCUUGGCCUUGUGUUACCCCCAAAUGCCCUUCAACCAGGAUGUCGUUAUGACCGCAUGGCAGGCAUGUAUGGUGGACGAGGAUUCAAUGCUGAAACACCAGCAGAGCUACGCGAGGCUGUCAUGGAAGGCCUCAAGAGCACAGAUGGCCCUACUAUAAUCAAUGUUGUUAUAGAUGGCAUGGCACAACGCAAGCCACAGGAUUUCGAAUGGUUGACCAAAUCCAAGAUCUAAAUGAAGGUGGACAUGUUUCUAUGCUACUUCGAUGUGUAUUGAUUAUUGCAAAAUAUAUUCAUAUUUUUA